AUGAAGAUUGCCGCUAUCCCGUACCAACUGGACUCGGAUAUUGUGUACAAGGACGUUGGAGAGCACAGCUCACGGCCACGGCUGCCCGCACACUCGGAAGUGGAGCCAGGAUUUGAGAAGCCCGAUGACAUCCCGUUGAACAAGAGAAACUUUGCAUAUACGCCGUGCGGACCCAACCCAUUGUUCACGGAGCUGCGGUACUGUACGAGCGAGUACCCGUUUGAAAAAGUGGGCAUCAAUUACAUGGACCGGUCGGAUGGACUAGCGUUGCAAACAGGCGGCAGCGACGUGGUUGGAGUGCCCGCGGCGUACGGCUGGCGCAGCGGGCGUUGCAAUGCGUGUAUCAAGGAGGGCACCGUGUACUGGGAAGUGGAAGUGCUCCGCGGGGGGGCCCCAGACGGCGCAGAUGGAAUUGACAAGGACGAGCUGAACACGACGCCACACGUGCGGGUCGGCGUGUCGCGGCGCGAGGCGUCGUUGGAAGCGCCGGUCGGGUGCGACGAAUACGGUUACGGCGUGCGGGACCACACGCUGGAGUCGAUCCACGAGGGCCGCGUGUCGCAGACGUUGCCCGCGCAGCGUGUGCGGUCGGGCGAUCGGCUAGGACUGCUGUUGCAGCUGCCGUCUGCCGAGGCGCAACGGGCGCAGGCGGCCGAGUACACAGAGUUCAAGAUGGAUGCGCUGUUGCAGGACGGAGUGGGCGGCGGCGACGACGACACGGGCGCGGGCGCGGGCGAGGGCCCGCUGCGCAAGCGGACGCGACGUCUGAACAGAGAGUUCCAGCGCGCGUUGCUGCGAGAACAGGACGCAGCGGACGUGGUGCGCGACCACAUAGCGAUCCGGUACCGCAACCAGCUGUUCUUCGAGGCCACGGACUACGUCAAGACGACGCGGCCGGAGUACCACACGGCGGACCGUCGCGAGCGACACGAUUUCUACACGCUGGCCGGGUCGUACCUACGGGUUUACGUGAACGGGGAGGCUGCGGGGGAUGCGUUCACGGAGCUACGUCCCUUCCUGCCGCCGUUCAGCGAGCUGAAGUAUAACGACAAGUUUUACUUCAACUACUGGCGUCAUGGCGCGGGCGGCGGCGGUGCGCCGGUUGCGGCCUCGAGCAGCGCCGUACCGGACGACACGGCGCGGCUGGUGUCGUCGCCGACGGCGCCGUCCGGAGCGACCCACACCGCGUCACCUGCGACGGGCGCGCCGGGCGUGCUGUUGCGCAACAAGUACGUGAACAACGGCCGGCUGGGCUACUACCCGACGUUGAGCUGUUUCAACGGCGGGGCGGCGCGGCUUAUUGCGAGCCCGGGCGACAUGCGGUACUGGGGGCGCGUGCGGGCGGAGCACGCGGGGGCGCGGCCGCUGUGCGAGGUGUUUGACGAGCAGGUGGCGGACGACGUGGUGUGGGACGUGGUGGACGAGGUGGACGCGGAGGAUGAGCGUUGA
This is a messenger RNA of Lachancea fermentati, 1449 nucleotides long. NCBI's taxonomy places the organism in Eukaryota, Fungi, Ascomycota, Saccharomycetes, Saccharomycetales, Saccharomycetaceae. The record is from the annotation of a GenBank genome assembly.